CCAGCGCGCAGCGCAGCGCCGAGGGACGGAGCUGUGGGAGCGCACGGCGGGGCACCACGAUGGAGCGGUACAAAGCACAGGGGUGUUGCUGUCUGGUGAUGCAGAGAAGGAUCCUGCAGGUCUCUGCUUCCUUAGAGCAGCUGCUGACCGAGCUGGAAGACUUCCUCAGGAUCCUGGACCAGGAGAACCUCAGCAGUGCAGCCGUGGUGAGGAAGAGCGGCCUGGCUGAACUCCUCCACCUCUACAUCAAGAGCAGCAGUUCUGAUGAAGAGUACAUUUACAUGAACAAAGUCACCAUCAACAGGCAGCAGAAUGCAGAGUCUCAGGACAAAGUGCCAGAGGAACAGGGCCCACUGAUCAACGGGGAGCUCAGCCUGCACACGUCCGCCCCUCAGAAGAGCCUCCCCGACCUCCCGCCAUCCAAGAUGAUUCCAGAGCGAAAACAGCUUGCUGUCCCAAAGGUUGAGUCUCCAGAGGGCUACUACGAAGAGGCAGAGCCAUAUGACACUUCCAUUAAUGAAGAUGGAGAGGCGGUGAGCAGCUCUUAUGAGUCCUACGAUGAAGAGGAGAGUGGCAAGGGCAAGUCGGCCCCCUACCAGUGGCCCUCGCCGGAGGCCAGCAUCGAACUGAUGCGAGAUGCCCGGAUCUGUGCCUUCCUGUGGCGCAAGAAGUGGCUGGGCCAGUGGGCUAAGCAGCUCUGUGUCAUCAGGGACACCAGGCUCCUGUGCUAUAAAUCCUCCAAAGACCAUAGCCCUCAGCUGGACGUGAACUUGCUGGGCAGCAGCGUUGUGCACAAGGAGAAGCAAGUGCGGAAGAAGGAGCACAAGCUGAAGAUUAUGCCAAUGAACGCCGAUGUGAUCGUGCUGGGCCUGCAGAGCAAGGACCAGGCUGAGCAGUGGCUCCGGGUUAUCCAGGAGGUCAGUGGCCUCUCUUCUGAAGGAGCAUCCGAGGGGAACCAGUACACCCCAGAUGCCCAGCGCCUGAAUUGUCAGAAACCAGAUAUAGCUGAGAAGUACUUGUCAGCUGCAGAGUAUGGAACUGCUGUGGAUGGGCACCCCGAGGUGCCAGAGACUAAAGAUGUCAAGAAGAAAAGUUCGUCUGGCCUUAAACUGAGCAACCUAAUGAACCUGGGAAGGAAGAAAUCCACCUCACUGGAACCCACAGAGAGAUCCCUUGAGACAUCAAGUUACCUGAAUGUGUUGGUGAACAGCCAGUGGAAGUCCCGCUGGUGCUCUGUCAGGGACAAUCACCUACACUUCUACCAGGACCGGAACCGGAGCAAGGUAGCUCAGCAGCCGCUCAGCCUGCUGGGCUGUGAAGUGGUCCCAGACCCAAACCCUGACCACCUCUACUCCUUCCGCAUCCUCCACAAUGGCGAGGAACUGGCCAAGCUGGAGGCCAAAUCUUCCGAGGAGAUGGGCCACUGGCUAGGCCUCUUGCUCUCUGAAUCAGGCUCCAAGACAGACCCAGAAGAGUUCACCUACGACUAUGUGGAUGCUGAGAGGGUUUCGUGUAUUGUGAGUGCUGCCAAAACCUCCCUCUUACUGAUGCAGAGGAAGUUCUCCGAGCCCAACACAUACAUCGAUGGUCUACCCAGCCGGGACCUCCAGGAGGAGCUGUAUGAUGACGUAGAGAUGUCGGAGCUGGCAGCUGGAGUAGAACCUGCUGGGGAGACCGCCCCUGCCACAGAUAUCAUGACUGAGAGUGAGCUUGACCGAGUCUACCUGGACCUCACGCCAGUCAAGUCCUUCCUAUACAGCCCCAGCGGGGCCCAGGCCCGGGCCACCUCCCCUCCAUCACUGUACCUGGAUCAUCUGGCUGAUGGCCUCCCUGUAGACCCAAGUCCAGGCCCCACCCCCGAUGAACUCUGCAGGAAGUCUCCAGAGGACUUGGCAGGCCAGAGGCAGCUGGAGAGCCAGGAGCCUGAGGAACUCACCCUGAAAACCCCCACGGUCAAGUUGCAGGCUGAGCAGCAGAGAAUCUCUUUUCCAGCAAAUUGUCCUGACACCAUAGCUACUGCACCAGCCAGUGCCAGCCCACCCGUGAAGGACAGGCUGCGGGUGACCAGUGCAGGGCUUCUCCACUCUGGGUCUGUAGAGAUCAAACUUGGCAAGAAUCGGACAGAGGCUGAAGUGAAGCGGUACACAGAAGAGAAAGAACGACUGGAAAAGAAGAAGGAAGAGAUCCGGGGGCAUCUGGCUCAGCUCCGGAAAGAGAAACGAGAGCUGAAAGAGACUUUGUUAAAAUGCACAGACAAGGGAGUCCUGGCCAACCUGGAGCAGAAGCUGAAGGAAAUUGAUGAGGAGUGCCGCAUCGAGGAGAGCAGGCGUGUGGACCUUGAGCUCAACAUCAUGGAGGUGAAGGAAAACCUGAAGAAGGCUGAAGCUGGGCCUGUGACACUGGGCACCACUGUGGACACCACCCACUUGGAUAACAUAAGCCCCCGUCCCAAAGCUGCCUCUCCUAUCCCUGUCUCAGACUGCACCCCUGUCAACUCUGCUUCCGUGCUUAAGAACAGGCCUCUUUCGGUCAUGGUCACAGGCAAAGGCACCGUGCUACAGAAAGCUAAGGAAUGGGAGAAGAAAGGAGCAAGUUAGAAAUUCAACACCAUCUAAAGACUCUUGUCAGUAUGGACCUUCUUGACAAUCCUGCUUCAGUAAAGUCUUCAUUAAAACAGAAACUCUGAGCAAGGGUGAACCUGUUUGGAAGAAAAAGCCAGGACUGGAAUACAACAAAUAAAGAGCUUUGGCUGAAAAAAGGGAAGCUCUGUCCCUUUGCUAAGUCAAAGGGAAUGUAACAGCAACAAAGGCUUCUUUGUAAACCUAAGUCUUUUAGCUGCAAGUCAUUGUUGUAUUUAGGAUGUUCUGUGUUUCACUUUUGAAGUUUUAUCCAUUGCUUUAUCAAGAUUUUUAAGUAGCAAAAAGCUUCUGAUGAUUAGACUUUGAUGGAAGAAAAGUUUAGGUUUCAGGGUCAGGUGGCUUUGUUAACUGAGAAGAUCUAAACACUUGACUGUCGUCACUUAUCUGAUACCUGUCAGUACUGGGGGUUAAACCAUCCUUGCCUCCAGUAUUAGUUGGUCCAUCUCUUCAGUGAUUUUAAACAGCAUUGAUAGCAUUGGUGUAAAACCACUUAAAUUAUGGACUUUGAAAUUCAAACAAAGGAACUGUUUGGGAUGAAGCUAAGACAAUGACCCUACUAAAGUAAGGACUUUUUUUUCCAGUGCAAGGCAGGCCUUAAUCAACUACUUUUAAAUAAAGUUGUAAGUGAUGCCAUAACAUAUAGAAAAAUAUGUUUUAAACUCCAUCAUUUAGAGCAAUGAAAUUUGAAUUUAACUUUACAUCACUAUAGAAAAGCAAUUAUUGUGUUUACAGAUUCAGUCCUGUGAUCAAGUUACUUUUAGGAAAGAAUUAUUUAAUAUAAUAUUCUUUUAGUCUCAUUUUGAAGAUAUUUUAAUUUCCAGUCCCCUUUCAAGAGAAAAAUAUGGUGAAUUGGUUAGGGUAGCCUGCUUCUUCUCUUAAAAUUGGCAGUACUAUUCUCUGUGCUGCUCCAUUUCCUCCUGUGACAGUGUUGUUGGCUAGCAGAGGUUGAAACAUUUCAUAUGUUAUCCCUGCCUUGUUUCUUGGAAUCUGAAUCAGAGUUCUCUAACACUGAUUCCUUAAAGUCUUUUUAGAUUUUUUUUAAUUGUAUUUCUAAUCCCAGGGCAUUUAUUUCCUGUGUCAUAAACACUUGGUAACCUUUACCAAGUGGUGAGUUCAAUUUUUUUAAAUAAAAUGGUCAUUGUA
Messenger RNA from Dipodomys spectabilis (banner-tailed kangaroo rat), 3782 nucleotides. RefSeq names its product actin filament associated protein 1 like 2 (gene Afap1l2). Gene Ontology annotation, cellular component: cytosol. Gene Ontology annotation, biological process: regulation of interleukin-6 production; positive regulation of interleukin-8 production; positive regulation of epidermal growth factor receptor signaling pathway. The record is from RefSeq and is a predicted model, not a curated record. The transcript has 20 exons. Gene Ontology annotation, molecular function: SH2 domain binding; SH3 domain binding. The coding region runs from base 60 to 2597 and encodes 845 amino acids. Lineage: Eukaryota; Metazoa; Chordata; Mammalia; Rodentia; Heteromyidae.